This is a messenger RNA of Drosophila subobscura, 4208 nucleotides long. Its product is annotated as semaphorin-2A. Gene Ontology annotation, biological process: axon guidance; semaphorin-plexin signaling pathway; neural crest cell migration. The transcript is spliced from 15 exons. Lineage: Eukaryota; Metazoa; Arthropoda; Insecta; Diptera; Drosophilidae. Bases 693 to 2978 code for a protein of 761 amino acids. Gene Ontology annotation, molecular function: semaphorin receptor binding; chemorepellent activity. The record is from RefSeq and is a predicted model, not a curated record.
GUCGCGAGCGGUACUUCAAUCCGGAUGGUGCAAACGUCAGUUUAGUGAGAGAGAAACAGUGAAAAGAGCGCUUCGAAAAUCGUGAAUAAUUGUGUGAACAGUGCCAAACAUUACUGAGAAAAAAAAAUAAACCACAACAAAAAUCGAAUCAGUGAAAAGAAGAUUAAAACUUCAGCCAGAAAUCUGCACACAUUUUUGUGAGGUGUCUGGAAGCAACAGCCGAACGGAAACGGAAACAGAAACAGAAACACGAAGCCCAAAGUUAGUUCGUGAACGAGCGAACGUCGUCGUCCUGCUCCGUGUGGGUGUUUAUUUAACACAGUUCCUCGUGCGCCGCCCGUUCAGUUCGUGCCCGAAGUCCGUGCCGUACGCGCUCCGACCUACGACCCAGCGCGAAAUUCGUGAACAUCAGAGAGACAGUGACAGAGAGACGUAAACGUGAACGUAAACGCAGAUAGUCAGGUGUCGCGUGUGCAAUGUGAAGAGUCGCUCAAGAUCGGUGGACCCGUAACCAAAUGUCGCUCAACGUUAACCGUGCUCAAGCUCCUCCUCCGCACACACACAUCUCUCACACAGUGGACCAAAAGUGCACCACUAACAACCAGUAACAUCCGCAACAAUCGCGAGUGCCCUGCCCGUCGCCGAAAUAUACGUAUAACUGUAUAGUGCAUCAGGAAGGCAAGGAAGACAAUAUGUGCUCCAUGGGGAACCAGCGGCCCCAAGGCGCAGACACUGGCCGAAAUCGCCGCCGCUUACACAGCAGCGGCAGCAGCACCCACAGCCCCCUCAAUCGCCUUAGCCGCCUCAGUGCUCUGCUGCUCGUUCUGGGUGCGCAAAUAAUUUAUGUGGAAUAUGCUCGGGCGGAUUAUGAGAACACUUGGAAUUUAUAUUACGAGCCGCCCUGCUGCUCGGGAACAGCUGCCGGCCAUCAUCUGCGCCACCACAAAGAUCACGUCAAGGACUUUAGCUGUGGCCCACUGCAUUACAGAACCUUCUAUAUGGAUGAGCGCAACAAUGCCCUCUACGUGGGCGCCAUGGAUCGCAUUUUUCGGCUGAAUCUGCGUAACAUAAGCCAAUCGAUUUGCGAGCGCGAUGUUCUCAUACUGGAACCCACCGGCUCCGACAUUCUCAACUGUGUGUCCAAGGGCAAGCGGGAGAAGGUGGAAUGCCGCAAUCACAUACGCGUCAUACAGCCAAUGAACUUCAAUGGACAUCGACUCUAUGUGUGCGGCACGAAUGCCCACAAUCCCAAGGAUUAUGUUAUAAAUGCAAACUUAACACAUUUACCCAGAUCCCAGUACGUGCCCGGCGUUGGCCUGGGCAUUGGCAAGUGUCCCUACGAUCCCGCUGACAACUCAACCGCCGUCUAUGUGGAAAACGGAAAUCCCUUUGGUUUGCCCGCGCUGUAUGCCGGCACCAAUGCAGAAUUCACCAAGGCCGAUUCAGUUAUUUUCCGCUCGGAUCUCUACAAUCUGACCAACGGCCGCAAGGAGGCAAACUUCAAGCGAACAGUGAAAUAUGACUCCAAGCUAUUGGACAAACCCAACUUUGUGGGCUCAUUCGAGAUUGGGGAAUUUGUUUACUUCUUCUUCCGCGAACAUGCCGUGGAGUACAUCAACUGCGGCAAGGAGGUCUACUCGCGUGUGGCACGCGUCUGCAAGAACGAUCGCGGGGGCAAAUACAUGAUGAGCCAGAACUGGGCCACGUACCUGAAGGCACGCAUGAACUGCAGCAUUUCCAGCGAGUUCCCGUUCUACUUCAACGAGAUUCAAUCGGUCUACAAGAUGCCCAGCGACGACAGCAAGUUCUAUGCCACAUUUACAACGAAUACGAACGGUCUGAUUGGUUCCGCUGUCUGCAGCUAUGACAUCAGGGACAUCAAUGCGGCAUUUGAAGGAAAAUACAAGGAGCAGGCCAGCUCGAACAGCGCCUGGCUGCCCGUACUCAACCAGAAAGUGCCGGAGCCACGUCCGGGCACAUGCCACAACGACACCGCCACACUGCCGGACUCCGUGUUGAAUUUCAUACGUAAACAUCCGCUAAUGGACAAGGCGGUCGAUCAUGAAUUUGGCAAUCCGGUCUUCUUCAAGCGAGACAUAAUACUCACCAAGCUGGUGGUGGACAAGAUACGCAUCGACAAGCUGAACCAGGAGUUUCUGGUGUACUUUGUGGCCACCAGUUCGGGACAAAUCUACAAGAUUGUGCAGUUCAUGCACUACGGCCAGCGGCACUCCAAUCUGAUUGACAUCUUCGAGGCAUCGCCGCACAACGAACCCAUCCGCGAGCUGAUUCUCAGCCAGAAGACGGGCUCCCUCUACCUGGCCACCGAUCAUCAGGUGAAGCAGAUCGACAUUGCCAUGUGUGCCCGCCGCUACGACAGCUGCUUCCGCUGUGUGGCCGAUCCCUACUGCGGCUGGGACCAGGAGGUGAAUGCCUGCCGCCCGUACCAGCUCGGCCUUCUGCAGGAUGUGGCCAACGAGACGUCGGGCAUUUGCGAUACGAGUGUGCUCCGCAAGCGUGUCACCUCCUCCUACGGCCAGACACUGCAUCUCUCGUGCUUCGUCAAGAUGCCAGAGGUGCUGCGAAAGAAGCAGACGCGAUGGUAUCAUCACUCCACGGAGAAGGGACGCUAUGAGGUACGCUACACGCCCACCAAAUACAUUGAAACGAACGAGGGCGGCCUCGUCCUGCUGGCGGUUAAUGAGGGCGAUGGCGGCCGCUAUGAUAGCUACUUGGAUGGCACCCUGCUCUGCAGCUACGGGGUAACCGUGGACGCGCACAGAUGCUCGCCUCCUUCGCAGAAGCAGGACUACCAGAAGAUCUACUCGCAUUGGUGCAACGAGUUCGAGAAAUACAAAUCGGCCAUGAAACAAUGGCAGGCCAAACAGGAGCAAUGCGGCCUCAAGGACAAGGCUGGAUCUGUUAGCAGCAAUGGCAAACAUGUCAACGAUGUCUUCAGCAAUGAUGCCCUGGUCUGACCCAGAAGUGAGAGAGGAGAUGAAGCAAAACCAAACACAGUAAGCAGACAAGGGAGAAGAUGGUGAGAUGAAAAUGCCAGGAUGGGGAGAAAAUCAUGUGACAAGAGCCGAGCAGAAACCAACUACAAAGACUGAAAUUUUUAAGCUUUUAGCAUCGACAAUAUUUCGGAUAAUUUCAAUGAGUUUUCUUAUUAUGAUCAACACCUUCGUUACGUUUGCCAUUCCGUUUUCCGUUCGUUUUGAGAUGUUGUCAGCGUCAAAUAUUUGAUUGAUUUCGACAUUAACUAACUGAUAUACAAAGAUGGAGUAAACGAUAAAAGUUACUAGCAAAAGGAUCCUGCCAUAAAUCAAAUGGAAAUUUACGGUUUUACACACAGCAUAGACACACAUACACACACACACAGAAUACACUCUCCGACACAGAGAAUCUCUAUAUCUAUUUCGAGCUACGGUUAAAAAUACACAAAAACCACCUAAAGUGAAAAUCUGACAAGUAUAAUUAUAAACAUAGCUCACAUGAUGAUGAUAAUGAUGAUAGAUGAUCAUUUUUAAUACUGAUUUCGAUUUAUGUUAUGUUUUUGAGAACUCGUCGCUUGGCCAUUUUGGGUUUUUGGGGGGUUGGGAAGAUCUUAAACGAAUUUGUAUAUUACUUAGCAAUAUUUGUUUAACUAAAACAUAGUCUAAGAUUAUACGCAUAAAUUACUAUAUGUAUAUUUAUACAUGUACUCGUACGCAUGUAAGAUAUGUGUGUGAAUAUCUGCCCAAUGUUUAGGUCAUAGACAAGUACGGAACCAACUUAUAAUAUAGCCAAAACAGAACCGAGACAGAUUCCAUGACGCACGGCAGAUGCAGAGAUAGAGAGGAGGAUGAAGAGGAUUUUGUAUAUAGUAGAACUGCUUUAGACGAUAAGAUAUUUAACCAGGCAUUGAUUUAACGUUUCUACGAUUUGAUUUUGAUUUUGAACGAUUCGCUAUUUGGCAUUAACUCGCUCUUGUAUAGAUUGUGCGUUGGCCUCUAAUGUUUACGAUAAGCAAUAAAUAUAGUUAUACAUAAAUACAUAUAUUAGCAUCUAGAUAACAUCUAGUACCAACCAUACACGUAUAGAUAUCGUACAUAAAGUACGUAUUGCAUUGAGACCAGCAUCCGACAUGCUCAUGAGAUUACUUAAUCCCUAGUUUUAGGUAAGUUGGUGUGUGGCAAGUAUGUGCGUUUUUUAAGCAAGAAGUAACU